Messenger RNA from Planococcus citri (citrus mealybug), 1661 nucleotides. RefSeq names its product mucin-2-like. The transcript has 2 exons. Bases 79 to 1578 code for a protein of 499 amino acids. The record is from RefSeq and is a predicted model, not a curated record. NCBI's taxonomy places the organism in Eukaryota, Metazoa, Arthropoda, Insecta, Hemiptera, Pseudococcidae.
CUGAUCACUAGAAGUAUAUAAAAUUAAUACUUCCACAAUUCUAUUGAAUCGUACGAGAUCCUUAACGAGUACAACAGUAUGAAAGCUAUAAUUACAUUGUGUUUCACAUUUACGUUUGCACAGGUAGUUGUGAGCCGAGUUCGAUAUGGCGAUCGAACUAUUCGCCAGGCCGUUGAAACGGCCGAGGAAGGACAACUUCAACAACCACCUGUUGCUCUGCAAUCACUUCCUUCGGCAAACUCAGUUGCUCCUGCUUUGAAUUCCCAGCCCAAUUUUCCUGCCGUAUUAUCAACGAGUUCUUUAGAAAAUGUUCAACCUACAUCGUCAUUCGAUCAGCCACAAUUACCAUCAAAUCCAAUCGUUUCACCUAAUAGUACUCCUAGUUUCGAUGGUACUUCGAAUAUCCCUGCACAAAUUCCUCCACCGAACCAACCACUUACUUCAACUUCCCCUUUAACACCUUCCUGCUCAAUUACAUCUAAUUAUGGUACGUAUCAGCUAACUCCUCGAACGUCACAAUCUCAAAUUCUUUCCAAUCCAAUCACAUCUGCUUACGAUGUUUCUCAAUCUGCAACUUUAACACCGGCAUCUCAAAUUUCAUCCAAUCCCACUACAUCUCCUAACAACAAUCCUCAAUUAACACCCUUGAUACACCCAUCCUCCCAAGUUGUAUCACCCAAUGUAAUCACAUCCUACAAUAACUUCCCGAUACCGUCUUUGCAAUAUCCAUCCCAAAUCCCAUCCAGUCCAAUAUCAUCUCCUAACAGCAUUUCUCAAUCAGCACCUUUGACAUAUCCAUCCCAAAUUCCAUCUAAUCCAACAGCAUCUCCUUACAGCAUUUCUCAAUCAGCACCUUUGACAUAUCCAUCCCAAUCGUCCAAUACGAUUACUUCUUAUACUAAUCCUCAAGCAACACCUUUAACAUAUCCGUCGCAAAUUCCACCUAAUCCAAUCACAUCCCCUUAUGGAAUUUAUCCUGGAUUUUCAAAUCUUCCUCAACAAGCUCCUAUUCAAGGAUAUCCUUACGCUCCAGUAUCGCCAUAUGGUACUCCUUAUAACCCAUACUACUCGCAAUACUCGAUGGCCAACACGAAUCCUCAAAUGAUGUAUGGAGGAAUGCCACCGUAUCAAAUGCCAUACAUGCCAUUUGCUCCAACACCUUCCCUAUCAUCUACGAUGAACUACACUUCAGCUCCAGUUCCGUACAGCAAUCAGACUAGUCCCCAAAUUACAUCACCUUAUCCAGCAGUUCCACCUAAUUACAUUCCAGCGUCGAGUGACGCGGACCAGUUGGCAACACCAACGGUAGUCAGUUCCACGGGUGAAAGUGGCACCGACCUUAACUCAUUGCCACCUCAAGUGAAAGAAUUCAUCGACAUGAUACCGCAGAUUUUAUCCAUGGAUGAGUCAUCGCAGCCCCAAAAUACACACGAUUUUAAACGACCCCCGAUGCGAAAAUUCCCCAAAUUACCACCUACUCGUAGUUCAUUGUUAAAGAAAAAGCAAUAUUAUAACUCCAAUAAUUAUCCAUCAGCGUCCUAUUCCGGUUAUUCUCAAAGAUACGGCGAUUACUAUUAAAUGAUGUGUGUAUCUUAGUAUACGUAGACGUACCGUAUGUAUUUAUUGCGAUGAAAAAUAUACUUUAUCAUUUUUUAUGCAGA